AUGAUUCAAAAAACCAUUAAAACCUGCUCAAUCACAUUCCUCCAAAAGUGCAAAACUCUCAACCAGCUCAAGCAAAUCCAUGCCCAUCUCCUCAAAUUUCAACUACUCGAAAACCCAAUUGCCAUUGGCCCAGUUCUCAAUUUUGGAGCUACCUCCGAUAAUCCCUCGUUCUUCUCUUACGCUCGCUCUUUGUUUCAAAGCCUCCAGUACAGAAAUACUUUCAUGUACAAUACCAUGAUCAGAGGAUAUGUCCAAGAAAAUUCACCGCUAUCCGCGGUUUUAUGCUAUGUAGAGAUGUUGAAUUAUGGUCUUAUAGCCAAUAACUAUACUUUUCCGCCAUUAAUUAAGGCGUGUGCGAUUAUGUUACCUAAUUUUAAGUUAACAGGUCGUUUAGUUCACGGCCAUAUUGUUGAAUUGGGAUUUUCUAAUGACCCGUUUGUUGUUAGCUCGCUUAUUGAGUUUUAUUCUCUAGAUGAUGACAUUGAAAGAGCACGGAUGUUGUUCGAUAAAAUUCCUGAAAAGGAUGUGGUUUUGUGGACCGCGAUGAUUGAUGGGUAUGGUAAGAUGGGGCUUGUGGAAAGUGCGAGGGCUUUGUUUGAUGAAAUGCCUGAAAGAAAUGUGAUUUCUUGGAGUUCUAUAAUGGCAGCAUAUUCACGGAUUAGUGAUUUCAAAGAAGUGCUUGGAUUGUACAGAAGCAUGCAAGAAGUUGGAAUAAAGCCAAAUGAGUCCGUUCUUGUGAGUGUUCUUACGGCCUGUGCCCAUCUUGGUGCACUAGCACAAGGUUUGUGGGUUCACUCCUAUGCUAGAAGAUACAAUCUUGAGUCGAACCCAAGAUUGGCCACUGCAUUGGUGGACAUGUACUCGAAAUGUGGUUGUGUGGAAUUGGCUUUAUCGGUUUUUGAGGAUAUUACUAAUAAGGAUGCUGGAGCUUGGAAUGCUAUCAUUUCUGGGGUUGCACUAAAUGGGAUCACAAGGAAGUCACUUGAACUAUUUAAUGAGAUGGCAUCAAAUGGGACUCAACCCUCAGAGACGACGUUUGUUGCUGUCCUAACUGCUUGCACUCAUGCAAAGUUGGUUAGAGAAGGCCUAGGAUUUUUUGAACAAAUGGUUACUAGAUAUGGGAUCAAACCCAAGUUUGAACAUCAUGCGUGUGUGGUUGAUCUUUUGGCAAGAGCUGGCAGGUUGGAGGAGGCGGAGAAGUUUAUAGACGAGAAAAUGGGUGGGAUCAAAGAAGGGGAUGCUAAUGUGUGGGGAUCUUUACUGGGUGCUUGCAGAAUUUACGGAAAUGUUGAAAUUGGGAACAGGGUAUGGAAAAAGCUAGCUGAGAUGGGAUUAGCUGAUUGUGGAACUCAUGUGCUGUCAUAUAACAUCUAUAAGGAAGCGGGGUGGGAAACGGAAGCAAAGAAUGUUAGAAGGUUGAUCACAGAGGUGGGGAUGCAGAGAAAACCUGGUUGCAGUGUCAUAGAGGUGAAUGGUGUUGUUGAAGAGUUCCUUGCUGGUGAUCUCUUGCACCCAAAGGCACAAGAACUAUCCAAACUGCUUGAUUCGUUAAAUAUACAACUGUACUGA
This is a messenger RNA of Ilex paraguariensis (yerba mate), 1569 nucleotides long. The record is from the annotation of a GenBank genome assembly. Lineage: Eukaryota; Viridiplantae; Streptophyta; Magnoliopsida; Aquifoliales; Aquifoliaceae.